AUGUCCAACCCUUAUAACCGCCGUCCACUCCCAGACUACCUGAUAUCCUCUCCUCUCGUUGCCCUCGUCUACCCACUCCACCAAAUCCUCCUCCGUCUUCGUGGUCCUCCCCGACUUCCACCUCCACACGCGAAGCCCAUUCGCGUCGUUUGUAUCUCCGACACCCACACCCUCGAGUGGCCCGACGUACCAGAUGGUGACCUCCUGAUUCACGCCGGCGACCUCGCCAACGACGGCUCCGUGCGUGAAAUCCAAGCUGCAGUAGACUGGUUGCGCUCGCUACCGCAUCCCCAGAAAGUCGUCAUCUGCGGCAACCACGAUAGCUACUUCGACGUCCGCUCGCGAUGUGAAGAAGAUCGCGAUGAGCAGUCCUCCGCAUCCUCUUUCGCCGCGGUCUCCGCUUCGACGGCGUCCAUCCACUCCCUCGAGGAAAUCACCGCGCCGUCGCGCAUCGACUGGGGCGAUAUCCACUACCUCCAGCAUUCCGCCGUGACUCUCUCGUUCCCAGCUUCCACAGACUCGACCUCAACGACAGCACCACUUACAAGCUCGCGCCCCCGUGAACUCACCAUCUACGGCGCCCCCCAAAUCCCUGCCAUCAUGGCCCUCGGCCCCGAACACGCCUUUACAUACCCUCCACACCACGACGCCUGGUCCCGCACCGUCCCUUUGGAAACGGACAUCCUUGUCACGCAUACACCCCCUCAAGCACACCUUGACAUGUCCCCCGUCUACUCCACGGGCUGUCCAAACCUCCUCGCCGAAGCCUGGCGCGUACGGCCCGCCCUCCACGUCUUCGGACACAUCCACAAUUCCGCAGGCCGCGAGCCGAUCUUCUGGGACGAGGCGCAGCUUGCGUGGGAGCGAUUGUGUGCGUCCAGACGGCCUCGUGCGAAGUAUACUCGCUUUGUGUCCUUGGCGGGGUUUUUGCGCGAUCUGUUUGAUUUGUCGGGGUGGGCGGAUGCAGCACGUGUUCUGUUCUAUGGAGUGCUGGGUGUGGUGUGGUCCAGGGUUUGGGGUGGGGAGACGCAUGGGGGUGGUUGGAUGGUUAAUGCGGCGUGCAUGUAUCGCAGUAGUGGCCGACUCGCGAAUGCGCCGCAGGUUCUUGAAAUUUGA
Messenger RNA from Penicillium brasilianum, 1116 nucleotides. NCBI's taxonomy places the organism in Eukaryota, Fungi, Ascomycota, Eurotiomycetes, Eurotiales, Aspergillaceae. The record is from the annotation of a GenBank genome assembly.